Messenger RNA from Serendipita indica DSM 11827, 159 nucleotides. NCBI's taxonomy places the organism in Eukaryota, Fungi, Basidiomycota, Agaricomycetes, Sebacinales, Serendipitaceae. The record is from the annotation of a GenBank genome assembly.
AUGCAAGAAGAGGAUCGCAAUACGGGUCAGAUUCAAUGGUAUAUCUACGGUCUCUAUAUUACCGCAGCUGGAGGCUUCAUUCUCACGGGUCUCAUCAUCUUGAUGCUUCUUGCGGAACAAGCGGCACAGAUUGUGACAACACUAUUCCUUGGAUGGUGA